This is a messenger RNA of Naumovozyma dairenensis CBS 421, 1872 nucleotides long. It is a transcript of the gene JEM1, whose product is annotated as Jem1p. Gene Ontology annotation, cellular component: endoplasmic reticulum. The transcript has a single exon. Gene Ontology annotation, molecular function: protein-folding chaperone binding; misfolded protein binding. The coding region runs from base 1 to 1872 and encodes 623 amino acids. Gene Ontology annotation, biological process: protein folding in endoplasmic reticulum. The record is from RefSeq and is a predicted model, not a curated record. Lineage: Eukaryota; Fungi; Ascomycota; Saccharomycetes; Saccharomycetales; Saccharomycetaceae.
AUGAUGGCGGUAUUAUACUAUUUUGGAUUAUAUAGCAUACUGAUGAUAUUUUCAACAAUAUCUUUAGCUCUUUCAGAAACGUCAUGUAAUCCGGAAUAUUUCAAAGAGCAAAUUAAAGACUUGAAAUUAGACACCAAAUCAUUAUCUCAAUAUGAUCAAUUGAUAUCAGAAAUUACACACUGUCUAGAUAUUGAUGAUGAGGAUAAGACUAACCAUCAAGAACUACUGGCAUUGAUAAACAAAUUACAUUAUAAUUCAGGCAUUAUCCAAUUAUCUGUAGGCCAUGAUCAAAAGGCUAUACAAAAUUUCGAAAAGAUAACUGAAAAGACGAUAUCUACCUACCAAGAUUCAUAUACCACAUUGGCUUCGAAAAGACUAAAUACUCUAUACAUUCAAUAUGGUGCAUGGGAUCGUCUGCAUCAUAAUGAUCAACUAUUAUCCGAAGAUGAUAAGGACAACUUUGAAAAUUUCAAGACCCUUAAUACGACCCUGUACCAAGAUAGAAAUAUAUAUGACGAAGAAUCCUUUAUCAAUACGUUAGCUUCAAUGCUAGAAAUAUCACCGUAUGAUUUCGAGCUUAUUCUGGCAUACACUCAGGUUUUAUUAAGGAAACUAUCUUAUGACAUAGACAAUGUAUCAAUUGCACUUCAAAUUUUGAAGAACUAUGAAAUAUUAUUACAAAAAAAUGCAAAACAAUUGAAUAUGAGCCAAAAACUAUCCAUACAUUAUUAUAGUUCCAUAAUUCAAUUAUUUAUUUUAAAUUCUGAACCGACUCAUUUGAGAAAAUGUCUCUCCAUUGAUAUGGAUAAUAAAUUAUGUAGAGAUUUGACUUUGUUUUACAACAGAAUAUCCAAAAUAAAUCCAAAGAAAUCACAGAUAUUAGAUCCGCAAGUAUAUUCUACAUUAUCUUCUGAUUUAAUUAACUGGAAUAAAAUUGAGGAUUUUUAUUUCAACGAUAAGAAGCCAUGUAUCAAAUGGACUACUGAACCAAAGAAAGAAUUCCAAAAUAAUUAUAUUCAAAUUGAACAAUUCAUUAUCGAGACAUUAAAUAAAUUAUUCAAACAAGAAAUUCCAAAUUCCUUACAACCGUCAUCACAACUUUCAAUACCACCAAUUACGAUACCCGAUCAUUAUGAAACAACUGACUUUAUCAAAUAUAUAGACUCCAUAUUAUGUCAGUCGUCAACGACAACUUCAUCAUCAUCUAAAAAGAAGAGUAAAACUGCUUCAUUUUGUAAAAAGGCAUUGAAAGAGUCACUCACAGAAAUACAAUUCAAAGAAUACAAAGAAAUUUUAUCAAAGAAUGGCAACGGAUUAUCAAUUGAGUUUUUGAAAAAUUCAUGGAAUUCAUACCCACAAGUAACUAUGUACAUGAUAAACUCCAUACUAAGACAAAAUAAAAAGCCAUCUAACGAACUCAUCGAAAUAUUGUUCAAAUUCUUCCAUGAUGAAAAAUUAAUGAACUCUUCAAAUGAGUACGUUAAGAAACAAUUUGAUCAUGUUAACCGUCUGAAUGAAAAAUUAAAACAAGCAAAAUAUCAACAGCAUUUCAAUCAACAACAACAACAAAGGCAACAACAACAACAACAAUGGAAUUUCUACCAACAGCAUCAGCAGCAACAGCAACAACAACAACAGCAAGGACAAGCUAUUGCCACAGAUAAAGACUAUUAUAAAAUCAUGGGAUUAUCUAAAGAUGCAGCUGCAAAAGAUAUCAGGAAAACUUACUUAAGUUUAACUAAGAAAUUCCAUCCAGAUAAGCAAGGUCAAUUAUCUGAAAAGGAACAAAAGAAAAAUCAAGAAAAAAUGUCCGCCAUUAACGAAGCUUAUGAAGUAUUAAGCGAUGAAAAUAAAGGAAAGAAUAUGAUUUGA